AUGGAGGCCAUCUCUCCGGUCAGAUCUGGCCUCCUGGGGUUUCUGCUCCUGGUAGCAAAACUCUCAGUGCUGCUGGUCCAGAACCGGGUCCAUCUCUACAAUUUCCUGCUCCUGAAGAUCAUCCUCUUCAACCACUGGCUGUCGGGGCUGACCUGGGAGGCCCAGGGGCCCUGUGGCCGCCAGGCCCACCCCCACCCUGGGCUCUCAGCCUGCGCUGUGGUCCGGGCUCUCCGGGCCGGGCUGACACUGAUUGAGGUUCCUUUGUGGCUGCUGCUGCAGGGGCCCAGGCUGGUGUGGGCAGCUGUGCUGGGCUGUGCCAGGGCCCUGAGCCUGGCCCCACAGCGGCCUGGCGUCUCGGGGUGGCGGGGCCUGUCCGAGGCCACGUGGACAGACCUGCUUCUGUCAUGUCUGCACAGCCUGAUGCUGGCGGCCUUGCUGCUGCUGCUGCUGGCCUGGAGGCUGUGCCGGAAAGCCCACCGCUGUGGCCAGGGCUGGCCGCCCUGCAAGGUCCUGCUGGAGAACCGCGUGGUGCUGGAGCUGCUGGAACUGCUGAAGCGCCUCUACUGGUGGGUGCAGAGCGCCACUGUGCUUACCUCCUGGCACCUGGCCUAUGUUGUCACCUGGGCCACCUGCCUUGCUUCUCACCUUCUGCAGACUGCCUUUGAGCACACGGCCCAGCUGGCCCAGGAUCAGGAGGCUGAGCCCCAGGACGCCUCAGGACCGUUGUCCCCACUCCCCGAGCCCUUGGCCCCUGAGGCUCAGCCGGCCCAAACACAGCAUGGGGCCCUUGGAGAAUAA
This is a messenger RNA of Condylura cristata (star-nosed mole), 798 nucleotides long. It is a transcript of the gene TMEM270, whose product is annotated as Williams-Beuren syndrome chromosome region 28. NCBI's taxonomy places the organism in Eukaryota, Metazoa, Chordata, Mammalia, Eulipotyphla, Talpidae. The transcript has 3 exons. The record is from RefSeq and is a predicted model, not a curated record. The coding region runs from base 1 to 798 and encodes 265 amino acids.